Messenger RNA from Tupaia belangeri chinensis (Chinese tree shrew), 2831 nucleotides. It is a transcript of the gene DTX3L, whose product is annotated as deltex E3 ubiquitin ligase 3L. Gene Ontology annotation, biological process: protein ubiquitination; Notch signaling pathway. The transcript is spliced from 5 exons. The record is from RefSeq and is a predicted model, not a curated record. NCBI's taxonomy places the organism in Eukaryota, Metazoa, Chordata, Mammalia, Scandentia, Tupaiidae. The coding region runs from base 142 to 2514 and encodes 790 amino acids.
UACGCUGCUGCUCCAGCACCCAUGGGAAAGCUCAUCCUCCAGGUCCCUGGGGAGUGUCUUUAAACGUUUAGGCUCUCUUUGUGGUUCUGAAGCACAAGCUGUUUUCCCAGGUUUGGUGGUCCUCAGACGUCCACAACGCAGAUGGCAAAGCGAGGAGGGGGACGGCUCUGCCGGGAACAGGGAGGGACCUCCGGGGAAGCGAAACUGAAACUUUGCGGCCCGGGGCGGCGGGGCGGGAAGCGCCUCUGCCAGUCCAGGCCCAGCCCGACGUCGAGAGCCAUGGCUUCCAGCUCCUGCCCGCCGUCCCCGCUCUUCGUGCGGGUGUCGGAGUCCAGCCGCCGGGCGCAAUGGAAACUGGAAAACUACUUCCAGAGCCGGCAGUCGGGCGGCGGGGAGUGCACGGUCCAGCUCCUCGGCCCCAGCGUCCCGGGCAAGACCCUAGGCACCUACCAGGUGGAGUUCAGAGACAGGGAAGCUAAGCAGAGAGUGCUGGAAAAAAAAGAGCAUCAGAUUUUCCUUGACAGCAAACCUGUGACCGUUUUCCUGGAAUCCACUGAAAAUCCGAUAGAGAAGAACAUGAGCCUCCCCGUUUCUUCCACACAGUCCACAGCAGAGGCACCGUCUGGUAAGAAGCAUUCAAAUGCUUUGGAAGGACACAUGCCAAAUGCUCCGGAUUCCUGUGUCCAAAAGAUCUUUCUUACUGUAACAGCUGACCUGAACUGUGACCUGUUCUCCAAGGAGCAGAGGGCACAUGUAACCUCCAUCUGCCCCAAUGUCAAAAAAAUGGAGGGUCGUGAUGGAAUUGAGAAGGUGUGUGGUGACUUCAAAGAAAUUGAAGAAAUACAUAAUUUCUUGAGUCAGCAGCUCCUGGAAAGUGAGCGGAAACAUGCACCUUUGCCUUCAGCAACAGAGAGGACGCCGCCCAGUCAGGAGGACAGGAACAGCAACAUUUCUCCUUCUGAACCAAAAACCAGGUCAGAAGAAAAAAACAGCCAUUUUGAAGUCCCCUUGCCUUUCUUUGAAUACUUCAACUAUAUCUGUCCUGAUAAAAUACACUCGAUAGAGAAAAAAUUUGGCAUACACAUCAAAAGUCAAAUCAAGUCUCCAAAUACGGUCUUCUUAGACUUCAUCUCCAGUCAGUCAGACAACCUCGAAGCAGCUCGUGGGUCUUUUGUCAGUGAGUUUCAGAAGAACACAGAACGUCUGAGACAGGAAUGUGUACCGCUAGCAGACAGUAAGCAGGCAAAUAAAACCAAACAGGAACUGAAUCGCCGAUUUACAAAGCUCCUUAUAAAGGAGAAUGGAAGAGAAUUGAUCCUCCUUGGGACCCAAGAUGACAUUUCAGUGGCUAAGCAAAAAAUCUCUGAAAGUUUUGUUAAGACACCUGUGAAAAUACUAGCUCCCAAUUUCAAGAUGAAUGGAAUUGAGGUUGAUACUGCUCGCUAUAAGCUUUUUGAAGCUGAAUUACACCAGGAGAUAUCAGAGAUAGAUAGAAAGUACAACACUCACAGUAAGGUUUUGGAAAAAAGCCAGAAAACUUGCAUUCUAUUUGAACCUAAGGACAAGGAAGUAGAUCUAUCUGUACACGCUUAUGCAAAUUGCAUCGAUGCCAUUCAACAUGCCUUCUGUCAGUUGGAGAGAGAAGUUCUUCCACUGAAAUUUUUAGGCAAAGAGAGAAAACACUUACGUGGGAAUAAGUUUGCUGAUGAUUUUAAAAAAAACCAUCCAAAUAUACUCUUUGCACUCACUCAAGAGUCAAUGACUCUGACUGGUUUGGCAGAUCACAUUGCAAAGGCAAAGCAGUAUGUCUUAAAAAGAUGGGGAACAUCUCCAUUGUCUGCAGAGAAACAGAAUGAGGAUCAUGAGAUGCCCAUGGACAUUGAUAGUAAUGACUCAAAUGCAGCAUCACCUCCACUCAAGGGCUCGGCCCAUGCUGAGGCCUCCGAAGUGGACAAGAAGGAAAAGGACGCUUGUGCCAUCUGUAUGGACACCAUUAGUAACAAACGCAUCCUGCCGAAGUGCAAGCAUGAAUUCUGCACCUCUUGUAUCGACAAAGCCAUGGCAUACAAGCCGGUCUGCCCUAUGUGUCAGACUGUCUAUGGUGUCCAGAAAGGGAAUCAGCCGGAAGGAAACAUGAUUACUAGUACUACGAGAAGUUCACUUCCAGGUUAUGAAUCCUGUGGCACUAUUGUGAUUCGUUAUGAUAUGAAAGGAGGUGUACAAACACAAGAGCACCCAAACCCAGGAAAAAAGUAUUUGGGAACACAUCGAACUGCAUACCUGCCAGAUAACAAGGAAGGAAGAGAGGUGUUGGAACUGCUCCAUAGGGCUUUUGCCCAAAAGUUGAUUUUCACGGUGGGAGACUCUCGAGUAUCAGGAAUGUCAGAUGUCAUUACAUGGAAUGAUAUCCACCACAAAACGGCUAUAUUUGGAGGACCAGAAAAUUAUGGCUACCCUGAUCCUCUUUACCUGGAACGUGUCAAAAAGGAGCUGAAGGCUAAAGGAAUCGAGUAAGGAAACUGCUGGAGGAGGCCUUAACCCAAGUUUUCCAAAGAUGUAUUUUAGAGGUUGAGUUAAUGCUCUAAAUUCUUAUGUAGAAAUGCCUUUUAAAUUUUUUCAUCUCGAGAAAUGGUUUGUGUAAGAGUAAGAAUCUGCUAGUAUGUCAUUUCCAAAGUGAUACUUUCUAGGGAAGACAAAAGCCCCAAACAUCUGUGUAGCUGUCCUGCAGAAGAAGUACCACAUCUCAGUCUUGUGCCAUUGUUGAUGUUAGAGUGGGUCUGAAGUCAUUUUCUAUGUUUUUCAAAUGGAAUAAUAGCUCCGGUUGAUCCUUU